Coregonus clupeaformis (lake whitefish) is the source of this 3203-nucleotide messenger RNA. Its product is annotated as drebrin-like protein B. Gene Ontology annotation, molecular function: actin filament binding. Gene Ontology annotation, biological process: regulation of actin filament polymerization; positive regulation of axon extension; postsynaptic actin cytoskeleton organization. The transcript has 15 exons. Bases 140 to 1663 code for a protein of 507 amino acids. The record is from RefSeq and is a predicted model, not a curated record. Gene Ontology annotation, cellular component: actin filament; dendrite; cortical actin cytoskeleton. NCBI's taxonomy places the organism in Eukaryota, Metazoa, Chordata, Actinopteri, Salmoniformes, Salmonidae.
UUCUGUUCAUGAUGUUAUGAGGCGAGUUUCCUGUGUGCUGAGCUCUCAAUCAGAAGUCAUUCCAUUCUAUUCUACUUCCUCCAAUAAGUAGCUAGGACGGGCGUUUCACGGUUAGCACAUCUGUUUGAGAGACAGAAAGAUGGCAGUGAACCUAAGUAAAAAUGGCAUUGCCCUGACAAAUGCCUACAAAGAGGUGGUAGAUGAGAAAUCCAACACGAACUGGGCCUUGUUCACCUAUGAGGGGAACACUAAUGAUAUACGAUUGGCAGAAAAGGGAGAUGGUGGACUGGAGGAACUGGUGGAGGAACUUAACAGCGGUAAAAUUAUGUACGCUUUCUGUCGUGUCGAAGACCCAAACUCUGGCCUGUGCAAAUACGUCCUCAUCAACUGGACUGGAGAAGGUGUGAAAGACGCCAGGAAAGGACUGUGUGCCAAUCAUGUCAGCUCCAUAGCUAAUUUUCUCAAGGGAGCUCAUGUCACAAUAAACGCCCGUGCAGAGGAGGAUGUGGAACCUGAGGCUAUUAUGCAAAAGGUGGCGAAGGCCUCAGGGGCCAACUACAGCUUCCACAAAGAGUCCAACAAGUUCCGAGACGCUGGUCCCCAGGGACCUGUGGGCUCUGUGUAUCAGAAGACCAACGCCAUGUCUGAAAUAAAACGGACCAAUAAAGACAACUUCUGGGCGCAGGCAGAGAAAGAUGAGGAGAAGCGGCAGCGGGAGGAGCGCUGCAAGGCAGACGAAGAGCGCCAGAAGCUGGAGAAAGAUCGGAAGGAUCGAGAGGCCAAGGAGGCAACUCUCAGAGAGAAGAGAGACAAGGAGAGGGCCUCUAUGAUUGACCAGCAGAAGACGUACCAGCAGCAGCAGGAAGCUGAGAGCAGAGACAAUGAGAAACAACAAUGGGAGGAGCAGGAGAAGGACUUCCAGGCAGCUCAGAAGAAAGGGUUGAAGCGUGGUGAAUCAGUGGAGAAAGCCAAUGAGGCGGCCUCCCUGAUCUCCCAGCGAUCUAUGAACCCCAGAGAGAUGUUCAAGCAGAGAGAGAAGGGCAUGGCCUCCAGCACUGCAGACACCAACACCCCUGCCAGCCCCCAGCCAGGGCGUUUGAACAGCCCUUUUCUUUCUAAGCAACUAUGCGAGCCCGAGCCGUCCCACUUGCCCCUGCGCCAAGCCUCCCCUCUGCCAGCAGGCUCCGCCUCUCCUGUCCCUGCUGCAGAACCCAGUGUGGAUGAGCUCGUUGUGGAUGAGCCCGUUGUGGAUGAACCCACUCCCAGUGUGGAUGAGCCAUCCCAGUCUGAGUGCUUGGAUGAGCAGGAUGCAACCCCUGUUCAGGAUGCAGUCCCUGAGGAUCAGUGGCAAGAUGAAGUUUCAGUAAAGGCAAUGGCAGCUCCCACUCAGCACAACCAUGCCCCAGAGCCAGCCGAAAACAACCUCUAUGAGGAGCCCCCACAGACGGAAGAGAACACGAAUGAGGUGGCUGCAGAGAAGACCAACCGAGGUGUCUGUGCCAGGGCUCUAUAUGACUACCAAGCUGCUGAUGAGACAGAGAUCUCCUUCGAUCCCGAUGACAUUCUCAAUGGCAUCGAGAUGAUUGACGAGGGCUGGUGGCGGGGCUACAGCCCAGACGGUCAUUUUGGAAUGUUCCCAGCCAAUUACGUGGAGCUUGUCUAAGUCCAUACCUUGCCCGCUCACUAGAUCAGCAUAUUGAAGGCAGAAGAGAAAAUAUCCCCCCAGAAGAAUUUGGCAGUAGGGAAACUGCUAGCUCCAGAACACAGCAGGUCAGAAGUAACUCAACAGUGAACUUUUCAUAGUCAAUUGCUGAACUGAAUCCUUCACAAUAUGGACCAAUGUAUGAACAGUGACCAGGGGUUGCUCAAAUCUAUCCCUGUUGAAGAGAGAAAUUCCAUUAUUUAGUUUAUGUUGUGAGAACUUAAAUGGCAUUGUUUAGGUUUUGAUGAAAACCCAUAUACUGGCCAAUCCCAAACUGAAUCUCUUACCUUCUGUGAUGCAGUAAAUUGUCAGACUUUUUUGAUGUUUCAAUUCAAGAUUCCAUUGUGAACAUUAACAGCACUUGUACAUCACAUAUCUUAAAAAGUGAAGCCAGUUUUGUUCCAGGUGUACUUUUUUUGUUAUUUGUAGCAUUCACUCCUGUCAUGUUCAGGAUAAUAACAUUUCAUAGCUCACAUAACGGUACCAAAUAUGAUUUUUUUGCCUUUUCCUCAGACUGAUAUUUUAUGUGAAUAUUUCUAUCAGAAAUGAGUUUGCUUGAAAAUAAUCCUGUGUGAAUUUCAAACCAUAGUUUGCUAUUGCAGUUGAAUAUUAGAAAACCAAAAGGUUAUAGAUUUGCUGUGCUCUCCUGGGUGGCUGAAUUCAAGAAAGAAUGGGGGUGAAAAUGACACAAUCAUCAUCUCCUUGUGAAAUCCUUGUGCAAAAGUAUUAUUUAAAAAAAUAUAUGUAAUGGUUAUGCUAAAGAGCUUGUCCCCAUACCCUCCCUCCCUGCCCUUUUCAGCCCCUAGAGCAGGGUUCUUCAAUUCCGGUCCUGGAGGGCCGAAACACUUCUGUUUUUUAUUUCUACCUGGUAGUUAAUUGCACUCACCUGGUGUCCCAGGUCUGAAUUAACCCCUGAUUUAGAAGGAGAGGAUCAAGGAGAGGAUGAAAAACAGAGGUGUUUCGGCCCUCCAGGACCGGAAUUGAAGAACCCUGCCCUAGAGAAUUUUUAUGACUGUUUCAGGGACCAGUUACACGAAACAAGGCAUGAGUCAUCUUUCCUCUCGUGUUGUUGCCUCGUCUUGUUGUCGUAAUCUGUGUCUUGGGGUACAAUUUGUCUCUGCUUAACCUGUCUUUCACAGUCCAGCUUCCAUCAAAAUACAGGUCUGUGAUUGGCUUAAUUUAGCAGGCUUAAGAGAGCCGUGAUCAGAUGCUGUUAUCAUGUGAGAGUGCCAAACGAGGGUAACGGAGUGGGGGGAUGAUGCUGUCCUCUGGAAAGUGCUUUCUCUCAUUCUAAUCUGUGUGGAAACUUCAAUACCAUUAUGCAGCGUCACCGCUUUUUAACUGAAAUCAUUGUGAAAUAAAACGUUUGUGGGACAUUGUCACUUUAAAAACGAUCACUGUAAUUUCAAGGUGCAUGAUGUAUCCAUUGUCCAUGUUUUUGUUUUUCAAGAGUAUAUUGUAAUGCUAAUACGUUCGUCAUAAUAAAAGAGUUCAAGUAAAA